AUGGAAUCGAAACAGCCCACUAUUUGGGCAGUUCUGAUUGUAACCUUUGUGUUGGCCACAGUUUGUCUCCUAUUCCGAUUAUUCAGUCGUUUUUUGAAAAAGGCGUCUUUUUGGUGGGAUGACUACUUUGCCAUUGGAGCCUAUGUCGUCGCAAUUGCUUGGCUUAUCACCUGCCCAAUAUGGAUGGCAAACGGCCUGGGAAUGCACAUUGAGGAUGUGACCUGGCUCACGCUGAACCAAGCAAUUUAUCAAUCGAAAUUGAUGCUAUACAUUGCUGAGAUCAUAUACGCAUUUGGCUUAUAUUUCGCCAAAAUGUCUGUUCUGCUCUUCUACUGGCGUUUGUUCAAUGUUACCAAUCUGCGAUAUCCCAUGAUCGCCCUCAUGGUCAUGUCGACAAUAUGGAUCAUCAUCAGAACAUUCAUGGCCAUCUUCCACUGCGUUCCCGUGCGAGCGUUUUGGGACCUCACGAUUGUGGACGCUCGCUGCGAUAUUGACGACAAGAAGUUCUUCUUUGGAAGUGUGCUCGUCCACUUGCUCAUCGACGUCAUGAUCCUGAGUCUGCCCGUCUUCCAGAUUGGCAAGCUUCAGCUCCGAAAGAUGCAAAAGAUUGGUAUCAUUGCCAUGUUCACAUUUGGUUUCACCAUUUGCGUCUGUGCCGUUGCCAUCAUUGUCGGUGCCGCAAACUUUGACACAACAUCCGUCGAUAUUACAUGGAACGUGACAGACAUUGUCACUUGGGCGAGCGCAGAAGUCAACCUGGUGACCGUCUCUGCUUGCUUCCCGACUAUUCGACCAGCCUUCAUGUUCUUCUUUGGCCGCUGGCUACCCACGACGCUAGGCUCCGGUCCAGGUUCCGAGGGCGUCAACAAUAUCUAUACGCGCAGCGGCCUACGUAGUGGCGCCAACAAGAAGUCGAUCAAGCUCGAGUCGAUGCCGGGGGUCAAGGGCAGCGACGAGGAUAGCUCGGUGUUUGGGCUGGCCAACAAUAGCCACCGCGGGGGCAACAGCCUGGACAACCACAGCAGCGACUUUGAGGGGCACGGGUUCGACGGGAACCCAAAGGGCGUCUCCCACACCACCGUCAGCUACCACCACAGUGGCAACAACCAGGAGCGGGCGGCCGAGGAGGGCAAAGCCGCCGCCAUGCUCGGUAUCUCCAUCAAGAAGGAGACAUCGGUCCAGGUCUCGGAUAAUCUGUCAAGUAACAGUGAUAACAAGGAGGUUGCGUCGAAUCGAUCGUUUGCAUAA
This is a messenger RNA of Pestalotiopsis fici W106-1, 1248 nucleotides long. RefSeq lists its product as uncharacterized. The record is from RefSeq and is a predicted model, not a curated record. NCBI's taxonomy places the organism in Eukaryota, Fungi, Ascomycota, Sordariomycetes, Amphisphaeriales, Sporocadaceae. Bases 1 to 1248 code for a protein of 415 amino acids. The transcript has 6 exons.